This is a messenger RNA of Gongylonema pulchrum, 414 nucleotides long. NCBI's taxonomy places the organism in Eukaryota, Metazoa, Nematoda, Chromadorea, Rhabditida, Gongylonematidae. The record is from the annotation of a GenBank genome assembly.
CUGACAUCGCUCUGUGUUGCCAAAGACCGGUUGUAUGUUGGAGGCGAGGCUGGCGCUGUUUGGGUUGUGAAUCUUCCGGAUUUGACGCUUUCACAUUUCCAUCACGAAAUCGACUGCAUCGAAACGCUGGCAUACUGCUCCGACUAUGUUAUCGUUAUAACGUCCUCUGGAAUGGAUGGCACCACGAUUCAUGCUCUUGACACUGAUGUUUAUAGUGCUUGUGUCAAUAGCACUAAUUUUGUCGUUCUCGGAAAUUUUGAUAAGCUACGCGCCAUCGAACUCGACGGCUUAAAAGAGCUUAUGAAUGAGAAUGUUGAGCACCAGUCAUUUGCCCUGGUUCCUGAUAACGAUGCUCUGGUCGUGGUGGACAGACAUCUGCUUGUCACUCUUUUCAGGAUCAAUUUCAACCAGUAG